AUGCGUCGUGCAAUGGGUGCGGCGACGAGGUGCGCGCUGCUCUUGGCGCUGGUGCUCGUGGCCGCGGCACCGAGGAUGGCCGUGGGAGACGGCGACGGUGGUGGUGGCGGUGAGGCGAGGGAGGAGCAGGUCCUGAGCCUAUGGUCGUCGUCGUCGGCUAGGGACGGAGAAGCCGAGGACGAAGGUCGCUUCUUGAAGUCGGAGUGGGAGGACGACGAGGACGACGACGACGAGGAGGACCGCGUCAUGGCGGUGCAGGGGAAGGGGGCGUGCAGGAACGUGGUGAACGUCGACAGCUUCGGCGCGGCGGGCGAUGGAGACGGCGACGACACCCAGGCGUUCGCGAGCGCGUGGAAGACGGCGUGCUCGCUGGACAACGCAGUGUUCCUGGUGCCCGCCGGCCGCCGCUACAAGGUCGGCGCCAUCCAGUUCGUGGGUCCCUGCAAGGACAACAGGAUGAUCAUCCAGAUCCAGGGCACGAUCGUGGCGCCCGAGGAGCCGUCGGAGUGGGACCCCCGGAGCCCCCGGCUGUGGCUGCUCUUCUCGGGGCUCGCCGGCGCGCGCAUCCAGGGCGGCGGCGUCAUCGACGGCUCCGGCUCCAAGUGGUGGGCCAACUCCUGCAAGAUCAACAAGUCCAACCCGUGCAGGGGUGCCCCGACGGCGGUGACGAUCGACUCGUGCCGGGGCGUGCGCGUGCGGGGUCUCCGCGUGCAGAACGCGCAGCAGAUUCACGUGACGGUGUCCAGGUCCCGCGGCGUGCGCGUGGGCGGGCUCCGCAUCGAGGCCCCCGAGGACAGCCCCAACACGGACGGCAUCCACGUGGCCGAGUCCACGGCGGUGACCAUCCAGAGGUGCCGCAUCGGCACCGGCGACGACUGCAUCUCCAUCGUCAACGGCAGCUUCGGCGUCAAGAUGCGGGACAUCGACUGCGGCCCGGGCCACGGCAUCAGCAUCGGCAGCCUGGGCAAGGGCGGCGCGUUCGCGGCGGUGGCGGACGUGGCGCUGGACAGCGCGCGGAUCAGCCGCUCGCAGAACGGGGUGCGGAUCAAGACGUGGCAGGGCGGCGCCGGGUACGUCCGCGGCGUGCGCUUCGCCAACGUCGCCGUCGAUGGCGUCGACCACCCCAUCAUCAUCGACCAGUUCUACUGCGACGCUGCCACCCGCCCCUGCGCCAACCAGACCUCCGCCGUGGCCGUGUCCGACGUGUCGUACCGCAACAUCAGCGGCACGUCGCGGCUCGCCGAGGCCAUCAGGUUCGCGUGCAGCGACGCCGUGCCCUGCACCGGCAUCGUGCUCAGCGACAUCAACCUGCGCCGCGCUGAUGAUGAUGGCGAGGUGCAGACCGUGUGCAACUGCGCCGUCGGGUUCGACUACGGUCGCGUCCAGCCCGCCGCUGACUGCCUCCGCAGCAGCACCUGCGGCGGCGCGCCUGAUAAGCACCACCCCGACGACCACGACGAGGAGCAGGGGAAAGACGAGGCCGUCGUCCUGCACGCCGAGCUCUGA
Miscanthus lutarioriparius is the source of this 1506-nucleotide messenger RNA. The record is from the annotation of a GenBank genome assembly. NCBI's taxonomy places the organism in Eukaryota, Viridiplantae, Streptophyta, Magnoliopsida, Poales, Poaceae.